AUGUUGGCCACACUGUUUGGCAGUGUCUGUACGGUUGAGAUCUUCAUCGACCAGGAAGGCCGCAAAACGACGUACCUCUCCAGAGACAAGAAGGGGGAGAAAGUUCCCAUUUUUUCGGAUGGGGAAGAUGUGACGGGCUGCGCGGUUCUCAGCUUGAAGCCCGGAAAAAGGCUCGACCACAAUGGCAUCAAAGUGGAGCUGAUCGGCCAAAUUGACACGCUGUACGAUCGCAGCAACUCCUACGAUUUCUUCUCGAUUUCCAAGGACUUGGAGCCUCCUGGGGUGUUGGUUGAAAGCAAAAAGUACAAAUAUCGCUUCAAUGCUGUCGACAAACCCAACGAAACGUACUCCGGCAUCCACGUUCGGCUGCGCUAUUUCAUUCGCCUGACCAUCAUGAGAAACUACGGCAGCAUUGUGAAGGAGCAAGAUUUCGCCGUCCAGAACCUGGGCAUCCCCCCAGAAGUGAACAAUACAAUUAAGAUGGAAGUCGGCAUUGAGGAUUGCCUGCAUAUCGAAUUCGAGUACGACAAGAGCAAGUACCAUUUGCGGGAUGUAGUGGUUGGGAAGGUCUACUUCGUGCUGGUUCGAAUCAAAAUCAAGGACAUGCAGAUCGACAUUAUCCGCACGGAGACAGCCGGCACAGGCUCCAACGCAGUGACCGAUUCGGAGACGCUCACAAAAUUCGAGAUCAUGGACGGCGCACCCAUUCGCUCUGAGUGCAUUCCCGUUCGGGUGUACUUGAGCGGCUUCGACUUCACACCCACGUACAAGAACGUCCAGAACAAAUUUUCCGUUCGUUACUUCCUGAACUUGGUCCUGAUCGACGAAGAAGAUAGGCGGUAUUUCAAGAAGCAGGAAAUCACAAUGUGGAGGAAGAAGAUUGGCUAG
Messenger RNA from Neospora caninum, 888 nucleotides. RefSeq lists its product as hypothetical. Gene Ontology annotation, biological process: intracellular protein transport; retrograde transport, endosome to Golgi. NCBI's taxonomy places the organism in Eukaryota, Apicomplexa, Conoidasida, Eucoccidiorida, Sarcocystidae. The transcript is spliced from 9 exons. Gene Ontology annotation, cellular component: endosome; retromer complex. Bases 1 to 888 code for a protein of 295 amino acids. The record is from RefSeq and is a predicted model, not a curated record.